GUGUCAGGUGGCAUUUACUUGAUUACACGCCAACUAGUUAAUCGAUCCCAAUGUUCUUAAGCGGCGUGAUAAAGGUGAUAUCCUUCGUGGUUUUGUUCAACAUGGCUGUCCAGACCGGCAUCAAGUUCGAUCUUUCCACCCUUCAGGGAAGUUUGUUGAUAGCAGUGGGCAUCUUGUUCCGAGUCAAGUCGGUACAAAACAUCGUAACGAGACGUCGGCUAAAUCCUUGGCAGGCCAUUCCGUUGGUUGUGGGUGAACUUCUCAAGUGGGCGGCGGGUGUGUUGAUCUUCGUGGCCUUUAGUGGCUGGUACUAAGCUGGUACUGGUUUUGUACCAACUAUGGCGAUUUGUGCUGGUGUUGGUGUUGGCGACAAAUGUGCUGAAACAUUGAAUAUUGCCAUUCCCAGCGCCGUGUUGUGCUACUGCGAGGCCUGGAUCUUCGUGGGUGUAUCUAUAGUACACUGUCUGGUCGCUACUCGCUGACACCGGCUUGGUGACAGACUUAUAGAAUAGUAUAUGAUACAAAUACAUUUAUUUCUUCCA
Molecule: messenger RNA, 542 nt
Organism: Yamadazyma tenuis ATCC 10573
Lineage: Eukaryota; Fungi; Ascomycota; Pichiomycetes; Serinales; Debaryomycetaceae
Source: RefSeq, a predicted model, not a curated record